Molecule: messenger RNA, 2438 nt
Organism: Chionomys nivalis (European snow vole)
Lineage: Eukaryota; Metazoa; Chordata; Mammalia; Rodentia; Cricetidae
Gene: Ypel1
Product: yippee like 1
Exons: 5
Coding region: 238-687 (149 amino acids)
Source: RefSeq, a predicted model, not a curated record
GCCCGCGGGGCGGCGGCAGGAAGAUGCCUCGCGCCGGGCUAGGGCGCCAACGGCCGGAACGCGUCCCGGGCCACGCCGGGACCGCCUGAAAGCCGAGCCCGCGCCGACCGAGCCUGGGCCGGAUGGGCGCUGCGGACGGGGCCGCGGACCGCCGAGCGGCCGUCGCACUGGUUUUCUCUUGCCCCAGUGUGUGGACACCACCACACGCCCUCCAGACCAGCAACGGCUCUUGCGUGUAUGUUCCAGUGUUUCUUCUGUCAGAGAGUCGGACAGAGCCAUAGGUCCUCCAGUGCUGGCCCGGAGCUGAGGGACGAGCGCCCAGCAGACAUGGUGAAAAUGACCAAGUCCAAAACUUUCCAAGCUUAUCUGCCACACUGUCACAGAACUUACAGCUGCAUCCACUGCAGAGCCCAUCUGGCCAAUCAUGAUGAGCUCAUCUCCAAGUCCUUCCAGGGCAGUCAGGGGCGAGCCUACCUCUUCAACUCCGUGGUGAAUGUGGGCUGCGGCCCUGCUGAGGAGAGAGUCCUUCUGACCGGGCUGCAUGCAGUGGCCGACAUCUACUGUGAGAACUGCAAGACUACGCUCGGGUGGAAAUACGAACAUGCCUUUGAGAGCAGUCAGAAAUACAAAGAAGGAAAAUUUAUUAUUGAACUUGCCCACAUGAUCAAAGACAAUGGCUGGGAGUAGAGCGAAGCCCGCGUUCUGUCUGCAUACAUUUUAUCAACGCUAAGUGACGAAGACCUAGCUUCUGGUGACAAUACUUGUGGAACUUUGACCUCUCAGGCCAGCCCAGCUCAACACCUGAAGGCCUCUCUAGACUGUUCACUGGGUAAGGUGCCCCCAUCUGAGCCCCGUCGUGUUCACUGUUGUUUCUGGAAGUUCUCAUUCUUUUUCUAACUUCUCACAUUCUAGAGAAAGAAUUAAGCAACCACUGACUCACCUGCCUAGUUAAUAACUCCGCACGCCUUCAACAUAGUCUGGCUGGGUUUCCACCAAAGCCAGGCCCCUAAUGCACAGAAGCAGGGUCUCGUUCUGAAGAGUCUUCCAGAAGUAGCCAACAGACUUACAUGCAGAGCAUACGGCUUCAAAAACAGAAACCAGCCACUGGUGACAUCUUAGAGAAGCUAAGGAAGAAAGCAUUUAGUGAGGUUUAUUUAAGCUAAGAGCUACAUCCCUGUCUCCUUAUGGAGAAAGCAGGUGACUAGUGGCUAAGCAUUCUGUCCCAGGCCACUGAGGUGACACCCUCAGUGCCACAGCAGCUUGUAUGUGGGGCUGGUCCCUGUCAGAACAGCAGCUGGGGUCCACUCUAUACCCUGGAUGUACUUGAAAUAGUUAGUUAUGCAUACAGAGGCCAGAGCCAGCACAGAAAACUUCUGAACUUGAGACUUUCCAUGAUGAAGGAAGAGUUAUCUUAGUGUGGGAGCUGCCUUUCCUGUCUGGGAUCACCUCCUGAGCUGACAGGGAGGGAUCUGGCCACUUCCCAAGCCCUGCAUCUCACAGACUUUAAGUCACAACCUGUAAUACUCCACGCAUCUACAGGAGUGACCAGUUAGAGGCCAGAACCAUUCCCAGAUAAGUUUUGCGGUUCAACUUUUUGUACCAAACACAGGGCAAAAGAGCAGGAAGAAGGUCCAGGAAGGCUGAGCGCCCAAGAGCUGGGAAAGCAGCAUGCCAGGCAAAGCGCUCGACCCCAGUCUAAGAGCAGCGUCUAGUCCUCUGGGCUCCCAGCCCCAAACCUUCUAAACCCAGACCCUCUCGCCAGCACAGCACUCCAAAGCUGACACUUUGGCACCAUCUCUUUGCCCAAGAUCGAAAGCCUAGUAAUACAAGAAAUGCCUGUGCAAUAGAAAACAUGUUUGCACGGUCUGUGAGCCGCUAUGCCUGGUCCUGGUCGAAGCUGCUUUCUCUCCGACUAUGGUUCCCUCCAGACUAAGGUUGACCCAAAGCAAGGUUACACCACCAGUAAGGUAAGCAGUGAAAUGGAGCACAGGCAGCUAGUCCGAGUGAACUCUAGCAGGGCUCAGGCUCCAUCCUUGUCUAGAACGAACACUCGCCAACAGUCUGCUCACAGUGGACACAGCACUAGUUUCAGUACUCUUACAAGUGGGAACUUGGUAGCUGAGGCUUGGGAGACCAGAUGUCACCAUCAGAUGGAAAGGUGAGAGCACCCUGAAUAUAUAUAUUCAUGCUUCACUUGAAGAACCUAGGAUUUCUGACCAGUUUCUGUAUAUACUAAGAUUGUAUUUACAGCUUUUUUUAUGUUCUGGGCAAGCUUUCUGCCCUUCUACUUGAGCACUUUGUAUUGUCUUUUGUGAUAGCAUUGAUUGGAAAAUUUUUGCUAGUACUCUUUAUGACUUAUUUUGUAUGGGGGGGGGGGAUAAUGGAUACCAACAAAACUUUUAUGGAGUUUUUUGGAUUUUGUGUUGGCCUUCUGUGAA